GACUGGCCCAAUGAUGGCAGAUAUCCUACGGAGUGCGAAGCCUCUGAGAAAAGCCAAGUAUGUUUGCAUGGAGGGAGCAGAUAAGCUGCCAAACGGGUAUUACGGCACCUCAAUCAAACUCAAUUGGGCCAUGGAUCCCAAUAGGGGAAUCAUGCUGGCCCACAAAAUGAACGGCGAGGAUCUCCGUCCUGAUCACGGCCGUCCCCUAAGAGCCGUCGUACCCGGCCAGAUCGGUGGCCGAAGUGUUAAAUGGCUGAAGAAGCUCAUUCUGACUGAUGCGCCCAGUGAUAACUGGUACCACAUCUAUGACAACCGAGUAUUACCGACAAUGGUUUCGCCCGAAAUGUCAUCCAGUGACCCAAACUGGUGGCGCGAUGACCGAUAUGCGAUUUAUGAUUUGAACGUGAACUCUUCUGUAGUAUACCCCGAGCACAAGGAGGUGCUGGAUCUUGCGUCGGCAGGCCCGUCGUACAACGUGAAAGGAUAUGCCUAUGCAGGAGGCGGUCGGAGGAUUACAAGAGUUGAAAUAUCUUUAGACAAAGGCAAAUCCUGGCGAUUGGCCAACAUUUCAUAUGCCGAAGACAAGUAUCGUGACUUCGAAGGGGACCUGUUCGGUGGCAGAGUAGACAUGUCCUGGCGCGAGACUUGUUUCUGCUGGAGCUUCUGGUCGCUGGAUAUCGCCAUUCCCGAGCUAGAAAAUACAGAUGCCAUUCUUGUGCGGGCCAUGGAUGAGGCCUUGUCUCUCCAACCGCGCGAUAUGUACUGGUCUGUUCUGGGCAUGAUGAACAAUCCCUGGUUCCGGGUCACCAUCACAAAGGAGAAUGGGACUCUCAGGUUCGACCACCCAACAGAUCCUACCGGGCCUGGUGGAUGGAUGGAACGCGUCAAGAAGGCCGGUGGUGAUCUGGUCAACGGUAACUGGGGCGAAAGACACGCAGGAGAGGAACCGGCAGAGCCAGAGCCUGAGAAGGAGAUCAACAUGAAGAAAGACGGCGUAAACCGGAUGAUCGACCUUGAAGAAUUCAAGAAGAACUCAAGCGAUGAGAAGCCCUGGUUCAUCGUGAACGGGGAAGUGUACGAUGGCACGGCAUUCCUUGAGGGUCAUCCAGGAGGGGCUCAGAGUAUUAUCUCAUCUGCUGGCAUCGACGUUUCGGAGGAAUUUUUGGCCAUCCAUAGCGAAACGGCCAAAGCCAUGAUGCCUGAUUACCAUAUCGGAACCAUGGAUAAGGCGUCGUUGGAAGCGCUCAAGAACGAUAGCACACCAGAAUCGGAUGAACCUCGCGCAACAUUCCUCCAGUCGAAAUCAUGGUCAAAGAUGACCCUUGUCAAGAGGAAGGACGUGUCAUGGGACACCCGCAUUUUCACUUUCCAGCUUCAACAUGACAAACAGACCCUGGGCCUGCCCAUUGGCCAGCAUCUCAUGAUCAAGGUCGCCGACCCCAUCAGCAAAGAAGCCAUUAUCCGCUCAUACACCCCUAUCUCCGAUACCAACCAGGAAGGCACCAUGGACCUGCUGGUCAAGAUUUACUUCGACACUCCCACAGUCAAAGGUGGCAAGAUGACCAUGGCUUUAGAGAAGCUCGCGUUGGGAUCAGAAAUCGACUGCAAGGGUCCCACUGGCAGGUUCGAGUACCUUGGAAACGGCAAGAUCAUGGUGAGCGGUAAAGAGCGCCAUGUUAGUUCUUUCAAGAUGAUCUGUGGGGGAACUGGUAUCACGCCUAUCUUCCAAGUGCUACGUGCAGUGAUACAGGACAAGCAGGACCCUACUUCGUGCGUGGUCCUGGAUGGCAAUAGACAGGAAGAGGACAUCCUCUGUCGUGACGAACUGGACGCCUAUGAAGCGUUGGAUAGCAAGAAGUGCAAGGUGGUACACACAUUAACCAAGGCUCCGGACAGUUGGACUGGACGUCGUGGACGUAUAUCGGAAGACCUGCUGAAGGAGCAUGCCAUUCCCGAUGGCAAGAGCAUGGUGCUUAUCUGUGGUCCAGAGGCCAUGGAAAAGUCCGCCCGCAAGAUCCUACUGGAGCAAGGAUGGGCGGAGUCGGACCUUCAUUUCUUCUAAGGGGAGCACCUCCUCGUUUCUGGAAGUAGCCUUCGUCACUAGUAUUAGGAGGCCACGCUGUUAGAUUGUAUAUAAUGACGC
Aspergillus eucalypticola CBS 122712 is the source of this 2143-nucleotide messenger RNA. RefSeq names its product nitrate reductase. The coding region runs from base 14 to 2062 and encodes 682 amino acids. Lineage: Eukaryota; Fungi; Ascomycota; Eurotiomycetes; Eurotiales; Aspergillaceae. The transcript has 5 exons. Gene Ontology annotation, molecular function: molybdenum ion binding; oxidoreductase activity; heme binding. Gene Ontology annotation, cellular component: endoplasmic reticulum. The record is from RefSeq and is a predicted model, not a curated record.